Messenger RNA from Soboliphyme baturini, 237 nucleotides. NCBI's taxonomy places the organism in Eukaryota, Metazoa, Nematoda, Enoplea, Dioctophymatida, Soboliphymatidae. The record is from the annotation of a GenBank genome assembly.
AUGGCCAUCUCGAAGACCACGGCGCUGUACGUGGUGGUCGGCUUCUUGAGCCUCUCGACGGUCGCAUUCAUGGUCGCCGUCAUCGUGAUGGCUUCCACGCAGAAAGCUUCGCCGGCACCGCCGUCACCAGUCCCCAAGCACAACGUGUCCGAUCAGGCCGGAUGGAUCGCUGCCGCAAAGAACAUCCGUCUGUCGAUCGAUCCACGAGUGAAUCCUUGCGACGACUUUUACAAGUAA